Molecule: messenger RNA, 3734 nt
Organism: Betta splendens (Siamese fighting fish)
Lineage: Eukaryota; Metazoa; Chordata; Actinopteri; Anabantiformes; Osphronemidae
Gene: skib
Product: v-ski avian sarcoma viral oncogene homolog b
Exons: 8
Coding region: 1086-3140 (684 amino acids)
Biological process (GO): negative regulation of BMP signaling pathway
Cellular component (GO): nucleus
Molecular function (GO): SMAD binding; RNA polymerase II cis-regulatory region sequence-specific DNA binding; DNA-binding transcription factor activity, RNA polymerase II-specific
Source: RefSeq, a predicted model, not a curated record
UUUGAUUUUUUUAUUACUUCUUUCAUGUUGUGGCGUCAUGACAAACUCCAUUUUGAUUUUCUGCUGUGCUAUGAAUUCUCAUCUCUGUGGCCAUUGGCUGAUGUGUAGCGCCCUCCUGUGGUUAAAGGGAUGAACGACCAAAAGGUAAACAUAAAGUUGCGGUUUCACCUGAAGCAGAACUUGAGUACUAUAAAUGUAUGUUGAGAGUUGAAAAAUGCCAUAAAUGUGAUACUUUGUAUUAAUUAAUAUGCUGAUUGACUGAUGUGAGAAGUACCUUAAUUCUGAGAUUAGUGAAGUUAUGUUUAACCUAAACAUCACCCAAUAAUUCAGAUAAUUUGUACAUACACUUGUGUAUACAUUUUAAGUUGUGAUUAACUAAAACUAAAUGUAAAACUAAUUUAAAACAGUGGUUAAUGCGAAAUGAAAGUGCUGAUGCUGCUACAGUGCAAAUUAUUUAUGCAGUAUAUUUGAAGACACUUCUUUUCUAUUUACUCCAGUUUUACGUUUUUCCUCAACACAUUCUAGCUUUUGACGCAGACAUUUGAACAAGCAAAGUUUUUUUUUUUAUAUUUCCAGGUAUCAACUGUAUUUUUCUGAGCUCCACCCUCGCCUCGGUUCAGAAGCCUUUUUCUUUUCUCUUUUUUUUUUCUUUCAAAUGUGCAGCUGCCAUGUAGUCGAGGGAGGAACAGCUGGCUGAGGGAAGAGCCAGCCCGGGGAGUCAGUCACAUUCCUGGCUGGGAUUCAAUGACUGAACCAGACACAAACAAACAGAGAGGGCGAGAGAGAGAGAGAGAGAGAGACGCACUGAGUGAGACGGGAGACUGACUGAGCCAGACGACGCAGACGAGGCAUAUUUCGGGCGCACAUUCGGAGUGCGUAAAACCGCAGGAGCGCAUAGAAACAUAGAACUGGCCCUAUGAAUUCGGCAGCCUUCAGUUUUCUGAAUGGACGCGCUGGGAAGCUCCUCCGGUAACGUGGAAAUGCGCGUUAUUGAGCGCGUAGCCGGAUGCUGAGGACGCCCGACGCGAUAGGUCAAAUUCAGCGUUCAUUUCGAAGUUCGGACUCUCUUUUCAAGCAGCUCCGAGAUGGAGGGGACGAGCUUUCAGCCGCAUCCAGGACUUCAGCAAACUCUGAAGCAGUUCCACCUGAGUUCCAUGCGCUCCCUCGGCGGACCGGCGGCGUUCUCCGCCCGGUGGCACCAGGACCCGCUCUUCGGCAAAGAUGGGAAAUCCGCGGAGCUCGUGCUCACCUUGCCGGCCCAGACGCCCCCCGUCAUGUCCGGCCCACUUUUCAUCCCGUCCGACCGCUCCACGGAGAGGUGCGAGACGCUCCUGGAGCGGGAGCCCAUCUCCUGCUUCGUGGUCGGCGGCGAGAAGCGCCUCUGUCUGCCGCAGAUCCUCAACAGCGUGCUGAGGGACUUCUCCCUGCAGCAGAUCAACUCGGUGUGCGACGACCUGCACAUCUACUGCUCCCGGUGCACGGCGGACCAGCUGGAGAUCCUCAAGGUGGUGGGCAUCCUGCCCUUCUCGGCUCCGUCGUGCGGGCUGAUCACCCAGACGGACGCCGAGCGCCUCUGCAACGCGCUCAUCUACGGCGGCACGUACCCUCCUCGCUGCAAAGAGUCGGGCUCGCUGGAGUUGCAGCGCACCGAGGGAAGCUUCAAAGUGUAUCACGAAUGCUUCGGCCGGUGCAGGGGCUUGUUUGUCCCGGAGCUGUACAGCGGCCCCGGCGCUGCCUGCGUCCAGUGCAUGGACUGCAGGCUCAUGUUCCCACCGCGCAAGUUCGUGGUGCACAGUCACAAGCGACUGGAGAACCGGACGGUCCACUGGGGGUUCGACUCGGCCAACUGGCGGGCCUACGUGCUCCUGGACCCGGACUACACGGGGAAGGAGGAGAAGGGUCGUCUGGAGCAGCUGCUGAAAGAGUUAAAGGCCAAGUAUGACCUGGCUGGAAAGCUGUCCAGCAAACACUGCAGAUCUCCCAGCCCAGUCCCGGCCAAGCGGUCCAAGUUCGACCAGUCCCACUCUCCAUCAGCUGACAAAGACAGGAAACCUGAGUGGCUACAGUCCCUUUCAAAGUCCUCACACAAGGAUCUAAAACAGGUCCAACUGAAACAAAGGCCUUCUGCUUUCCGGCCCUGGUCGCCCAAAGCAGCAGAAAAGGAGAAACCAGCUACUAAGAACGAGGUGGACAGGUCCUUCUCAAAGAGUCAGGAGACUGUGACAGCCCCUAAUUUGACACUGGCUCCCCUGGCCCCUCCGGUCCAUCCGAGGGACAGCCACACUCCUGGCCGGGGACCCACAGCUAUUUCCAGGCUGCCACAGGAAUUACAUAAUGGAGACGUGCACGCCACGGGAAAAUCAGCCCCCUCCAGCACCGUUAACGGGACCGACGACAUGGACUCAGAUGGAGAGAUUGAUGUGGAUGACUGUGAUGAUUGUCCAGCAGUAGCUCCUUCAUCCUGCACCGCUGUGGUUCAGACUCCCACCCGUCAGAGAGCUGCUCGAGGUCACGAGGGACCCGCCUGGCUGUCAGGGCCUGUUUGCCCAGAGAUGGACUCGCUGAGACAGUUGCUGUACACGGGCCUGGACACCAAAGAAGCCAGAGAGAGACUGUUGCAGGAGAUUGUCAGGAUGAAAGUCAAGCAGGACGAGAAGCUGUCAGCCGCUGUGCAGGCUAAACGCAGCCUGCAGCAGGAACUGGAGUUCGUGAGGGUGGCUAAGAAAGGACGCCUUCGUGACGCCAUCGAGGCCAAGCGCAACCUGCGGAAGGAGAUCGAGCGCCUGCGUGUGGACUGGGAGCGGAAGAUGAGGGAGGCGGAGGAGUCCUGUGGGCGGCUGAAGCGGGAGCUGGAGCGGGAGAGGCAGCAGCGCGUCUGCGACAAGGGCUGCGAGGCCGAGCGACUCCGGGUCAAGUACUCCGCUCAGAUCGAGGAGCUGCACGUGCAGCUGCAGCAGGCGGAAGCGGACCGCGAGCAGCUGAGGCGGGAGCUGCAGCAGGAGAGGGAGGCGCGGCAGAGCCUGGAGAGCGUGGUGAAGGAUCUACAGAGCCAGCUGGCGUGGCAGGCCGACGGCACGGACCCCAAGGACGCAAACACAGACGUACAGAGAAAAAAGGCACAAAACACCAAUGGCUCCUAAAGCUCACUGACGACUGGAGAAAAGGACUCCAACAGAUACUUGUUGCACCUCCUGGUAGAUCAUGCAAAGUCCCGGAAAAACCCGUCAUACAUAAUAUGGUAUAAUAAUAAUGUUAUAUGGCAAUAUACUUUAUGUAUUUUAUGAAAUGAACUGGAAAGCAGCAUGAUGUCUGAGCAUGAAACUAAGAAAGACUUUCAGCGACGGUCCCGUGACGUCAGAACCCUCGGCUGGACACGCGGCCCCAGGACUUUAUUUUGGUAUAAGCUAUUCUAAGAUGUACAAAUAUAGCCACAUAACACUACUUGAAUAUGAAGGGAAGUUACAUGUCGCGCCUGGUGAAAUAUGAGCAGACGAUACAAACUCUCGGUGCCACAAAAUACUGGUACACUCAAAGGUGUCAUUACAGACCACUGGAAACAAGAGACACCAGUUUACCACUAUUUACCUUUAAUAUCAGCUUGCUUUUUAUAACGAUGUAGAGGAUGUACUUUUUUCCACAUAUUGCUUUUGCAGCGCUUUUACUCCAUUGGCAGGAAAAAACACCCAUAGAAAUCAAACAAACAGACAAACAGACAAACAGACAAACAAACAAAC